AUGACGUCUGAACAAGGCUAUAACAUUCUGCUGGAGUCCUCCAUCAUGACGUCUGAACAAGGCUAUAACAUCCUGCUGGAGUCCUCCAUCAUGACGUCUGAACAAGGCUAUAACAUCCUGCUGGAGGCCUCCAUCACGACGUCUGAACAAGGCUAUAACAUCCUGCUGGAGGCCUCCAUCAUGACCGAAGAAAAGGAGACCAUGAAUCCAAGGGUGUUGUUUGGAGCACUAGCCCUGGUGCUUGUGGUGGCUAAAGCGGAUGCCUGUGCCCGCUGGACCCGCUGGAUUGACCGUGACGAUCCCGGCUCCCAUGGAGACUUUGAAGAUCUUCCACUCAUUCGAGAUGAGUAUCCUGGCGCGGUACCGUGCUCAGUACCGUCCCGUAUCCAGGGCCGUACUGUCGAUACCCACACCAACGCUUUGCAGACAGGAGAACGCUUAGAACACUUCAGCCCGACAAAGGGCUUGUACUGCAGGAACUCAGAUCAGAGUGACGGCCGCUGCCGCGACUAUGAAGUCCGCUUCUGCUGCGAUCCUGCUGUACAAUGUCCUGCGCUGAGUUUUACCAGUGCCACCUACUACCAGGCCGUGGUACACUUCCGCUGUAACUCCGGGUACGAGUUGGUCGGAGCCUCCAGCACUACUUGUCAGGCUGACGGCACCUGGAGUGCGCCGGAACCCACUUGCAGAGAUGUCAACGAAUGUGCCAGAGGCUUGCAUAACUGCCACACCCACGCCUCCUGUAUCAACACAGCGGGCAGUUUUACCUGUAGAUGUAACACCGGCUACAGCGGGAAUGGAGUCACCUGUACAGAUGUCAACGAAUGUGCCGGAGGCUGGCGUUACUGCCACCCCUACGCCUCCUGUAGCAACACAGCGGGCAGUUUUACCUGUAGCUGUAACACUGGCUACAGCGGGAACGGAUUCACCUGUACAGAUGUCAACGAAUGUACCAAUGGCCAACAUAACUGUGGCACACACGCCUCCUGUAGGAACACAGCGGGUAGUUUUACCUGUAGCUGUAACACCGGCUACAGCGGGAAUGGAGUCACCUGUACAGAUAUCGACGAAUGUGCCAAUGGCCAGCAUAACUGUGGCACCCACGCCUCCUGUAGGAACACAGCGGGCAGUUUUACCUGUAGCUGUAACACCGGCUACAGCGGGAAUGGAGUCACCUGUACAGAUGUCAACGAAUGUGCCAAUGGUCAGCAUAACUGCCACACCCACGCCUCCUGUAGGAACACAGCGGGCAGUUUUACCUGUAACUGUAACACCGGCUACAGCGGGAACGGAGUCACCUGUACAGAUAUUGACGAAUGUGCCAAUGCCCAGCAUAACUGUGACACCCACGCCUCCUGUAGCAACACAGCGGGUAGUUUUACCUGUAGCUGUAACACCGGCUACAGCGGGAAUGGAGUCACCUGUACAGACGUAGAUGAGUGCCAGACUAACGGAGGCCAGGGACCUUGUGACCAAAUAUGUAUAAACGAGCAGGGUAGCUACCACUGCUCCUGCCAGGCGGGAUAUCAGCUUGACGUAAACAGCGUCUCGUGCAUCGAUGUCAACGAAUGUGAUGAAGCCCAGCAUGACUGUGAGCAGACGUGUCAGAACAUUGCGGGCGGAUUCACAUGCGGAUGUAACAACGGUUUUCUUCUCAACCCCGAUGGGAAGACUUGCUCGGAUAUAAACGAAUGUGGCGAAGCCCAACACAACUGUGAACAGACAUGUCAGAACUUUGUGGGCGGAUUCACAUGCGGAUGUAACAACGGUUUUAUUCUCAACGCUGACGGGAAGACGUGUUCAGACAUAGAUGAGUGCCAGACUAACGGAGGCCAGGGACCUUGCGACCAAAUAUGUAUAAAUGAGCAGGGUAGCUACCACUGCUCCUGCCAGGCGGGAUACCAGCUUGACGUAAACAGCGUCUCGUGCAUCGAUGUCAACGAAUGUGACGAAGCCCAACAUGACUGUGAGCAGACGUGUCUGAACAUUGCGGGCGGAUUCACAUGCGGAUGUAACAACGGUUUUCUUCUCAACCCCGAUGAGAAGACUUGCUCGGAUAUAAACGAAUGUGACGAAGCCCAACACAAUUGUGAGCAGGAGUGUCAGAACAUUGUGGGCGGAUACACAUGUGGAUGUAACAACGGUUUCUUUCUCAACCCCGAUGGGAAGACUUGCUCGGACAUAAAUGAAUGCCAGACUAACGGUGGUCGAGGACCAUGCGACCAUACCUGUACAAAUGAGCACGGUAGCUAUCGCUGCUCCUGCCAGGCGGGAUACCAGCUCGACGUAAACAGCGCCUCGUGCAUCGAUCUCGAUGAGUGCACCCAAGGCCUUCACGACUGUGAGCAAGAUUGCUUCAACAUCCUCGGAGGGUUCUCCUGUGGAUGUUUCGACGGGUUCUCUCUCGACGACGAUGGAAGAUCUUGUUCAGCGGAAGACAACUGUUUCACUGGAGCGUGUGACAACGGCGGCACAUGUAUGGAUGGAGACGAAGCCUUCUCCUGCUUGUGUCCCACAGGUUACAAGGGAGAAAGAUGCCAGACUCCGCCUUGCAGUGAAGACUACGACCCACCUCUACAUGGUGGCAAAGUGUGCACAAAUUCUGAUGUCACAACUGACACCAUAGUAUGCACCGUAUUCUGUGAAGAAGAAAGAGAGUUUUAUCGUGCUCCAGCUAAUGCUUACACCUGUACUUCAAAUGGUGGUUGGAGCGCUCAUCAUUCAACUGGUCCACAACCACUCUCGCCCGGUCUCCGACCAUGGCCGGACUGUACACGUCGACAUCGUCCUGGGUCAGCACAUAUAAUGGGGAACGCCUUCUACUACUAUGACGGUGACUGUCAGAGUAGCACGCAAGAAAUCAUCUCCAACUUUCAGCAACUCUUCAGCCAGUUACAGUCCAGUCAGCCCCAAGGGGUUAUAUCCAUGCAGUUAGGGUCGCUCGAAGUUGAUUGUGGGGGGCAAGCCAGAAGCACCAGCAAGAGGUCCAUUCUGAGGCAAGGGACUCAAAGGGCUACAUAUGGAUUUACCAUCAACUUUGAAGUUGUGGCCACCAUCUCACAGGGAAACAUCACCGAACUCCAGCAGUUGGAUCUCGUGUUUGCCUUGGAUGACGUGUACUACGAAAUUGCAGACAAAGUGUCGUCCAACGACUUCAAUAUGGUCAUUGGAGGACAGCCAGUCACGGCCGGAUCGUUUGACAUGGGGUUUGCAGAAAUAGUCGCUAAUUGUACCGUUGGGCAGCUCACAUAUCAGGACGACUAUCAGGCGUACUGCACUGACUGCCCUCGCGGAACCUUCCAUGACGUAACCACAGACACCUGUGAGGAAUGUCCGGUCGGACAGUACCAGGACCAACCUGCCCAAAGCACCUGUAAAUCCUGUCCAGCCAACACGUGGACAAUGUUUCCCCGAGGUGGGGAGCUAUCAGAGUGCCUCUCGUACUGCGAAGGCGGGGCUGGUCCAUGCUCAAGUUGCACUUACGAGAAGAGGAAACUGACGUGUAAGUGUGGGCCAGGAUAUGCCGGUUCCAGAGACGGAUUGACCUGUGGAGUAGACAGUGAUCAAGACGGUUAUCCAGAUGCCUCCCUGCCUUGUAACGACACAUCCUGUCACCAGGACAACUGUCCAUGGGUUCCCAACAGUGGACAGGAGGACACUGAUGGGGAUGGUGCAGGGGAUGCCUGUGACGAGGAUGCAGACAAUGAUGGCUUCCUAAACACUUUGGACAACUGCCCCUUGGUUGCCAACGCUGACCAGACAGAUAUUGAUGGUGAUGGUGUGGGCGAUGGGUGUGACAACUGCCCAGCGGACAUCAACACUGACCAACAGGACACCGACGGUGACGGGUGGGGAAACGCGUGUGACCAGAACAGCGAUGGGGACGCACUAAUCGACAGCCAGGACAACUGUCCGUUACAGCUGAAUGGAGACCAGACUGAUUCAGAUGGAGAUGGUAUUGGAGACGUUUGCGACAAUUGUCCAAAUGUACCAAACUCGGAUCAGGUCGAUGCAGAUCAAAACCAAAUCGGAGACGCUUGUGAGAAUGGCAUUGACAGCGAUUCUGAUGGUGUUCCUGACAGUCUGGACAAUUGUCUGAUGGAACCUAACAGUGCACAACUUGACACAGACAAUGAUGGCCAAGGAGACCAAUGUGAUGAUGACGAUGACAACGACACUGUACCUGAUGAUCUCGACAACUGCCGUCUCCUUCCUAAUGUGAACCAAUCCGACUUUGACGGAAAUGGUUUUGGAGAUGUCUGCAGUCUUGACUUUGACCAGGAUGGCGUGUUAGAUACUGAAGAUGUGUGUCCUGAAAACAACAUGGUCAGCAGUACGGACUUCAAGAACUACCAAACUAUCAACCUCGUGGCGGCCAACUCCGACAGCCCACCACCACAAUGGGAGUUCCUUAACGAGGGUGUCGAGAUAGCACAACAUGUGAACAGCGGCCCUGGCAUUCUUCUUGGCUCGACAAACUUCGGGAGCGUGGACUACCGCGGAACCUUCUUUGUGAACACCCAGGUUGAUGACGACUUCGUGGGGUUCGUCUUCAGUUUCCAGAGCAACUCUCGCUUCUACCUGGUGUCCUGGAAGCAGGCCGGGGACGGCGACGGUGGACAGGCGGGCGUUCAGCUAAAGCUGGUGGACUCGACGACUGGGCCUGGUCCAGACCUGGCAUUGGCUCUGUGGAAGGCAGCUGAGGUCCAGGGACAGACAAAGCUGCUGUGGGAAGAUCCCAAUAAGAUUGGCUGGAAUGACAAGACUGCUUACCGCUGGGAACUGAAGCAUGUUCCUACCGUCGGAUUGAUCAGGCUGAAGCUGUAUGCAGGCAGCCAGCUUGUUGUGGACUCCGGUACCGUGCAGGACCAGUCGCUGCGGGGCGGCCGUCUCGGGGUGUACUGUUACUCCCAACAGGACGUCAUCUGGUCCGACCUCGUCACCAAGUGUGACGACACCCUGCCUCCUGACUUAAUCAGCCAGAACUAAGCUGAUCUUGGCACGAGAUCAACGACGACAAACCAUUGACAUCACACUCAGAUGCUUCAGAAUUUGCCAUAGCUUAAAGCCUUUUCUCCUAUUUAAUUUUUCCUGUUAACAUAGGACAAGAAUUAAACAGUAAUUCUAUGAACGGGACAGUUCAAGAAUGGUCGAAACUUUGAAAGUGAACUGCAGUAUCUGUACUGACCAGUUCUAUAGUUUCUGCGGGCCAAUCACUCUUGACUGUUACAGUGAGAAAAUUACAUUUCAUAAAGAAUGGAAUGGUUUGAUUUUAGGUUUCUAAUAAUAAUAAGGCAAUUAUAUUAAGGACAAUGGUUGAUUACCUGCAACAAUUCAACAAUGUGCCACAGCUCAU
This is a messenger RNA of Branchiostoma belcheri (Belcher's lancelet), 5356 nucleotides long. RefSeq names its product neurogenic locus notch homolog protein 1-like. The transcript has 38 exons. Gene Ontology annotation, cellular component: extracellular region. The record is from RefSeq and is a predicted model, not a curated record. Gene Ontology annotation, biological process: cell adhesion. The coding region runs from base 1 to 4989 and encodes 1662 amino acids. Gene Ontology annotation, molecular function: calcium ion binding. Lineage: Eukaryota; Metazoa; Chordata; Leptocardii; Amphioxiformes; Branchiostomatidae.